Messenger RNA from Artibeus jamaicensis (Jamaican fruit-eating bat), 2879 nucleotides. RefSeq names its product aquaporin 9 (gene AQP9). Gene Ontology annotation, cellular component: plasma membrane; basolateral plasma membrane. The record is from RefSeq and is a predicted model, not a curated record. Gene Ontology annotation, molecular function: water channel activity; urea transmembrane transporter activity; glycerol channel activity. The transcript is spliced from 6 exons. Bases 239 to 1126 code for a protein of 295 amino acids. NCBI's taxonomy places the organism in Eukaryota, Metazoa, Chordata, Mammalia, Chiroptera, Phyllostomidae. Gene Ontology annotation, biological process: water transport; glycerol transmembrane transport.
AUUUCAAAAGUUUUAACUUGCUAAUUUAAAUAAAUAGCAGCAAACAGGGAGGGACAAUUUCAACAGAGGAGGAUUAAGUCACGGGCUAUCACUGGGACAGUGUGGAGUCAAAUAAUCUCAUCAGAGAUCUCAAGGAAUUUAUGAGCAGUUGUCAAACUUCCUUUUUCCUGUGUGAGUGAAGUAGAGAUCAGAAGAAGCAGGUAUUGGCGGAAAGAGUGGUCCUUGGAGAAGACACACGAUGCAGCCUGAGAAGAGACAAAAGAGGAAAAGCUUCAAGCAGAGACUGGUCCUGAAGAGCAGUUUAGCUAAAGAAACACUGUCUGAGUUCUUGGGCACACUUAUAAUGGUCGUCCUUGGAUGUGGCUGUGUCGCCCAAGCUACCCUCAGUCGAGGACAUUUUGGAGGAAUUGUCACUGUCAAUGUUGGAUUCGCAAUGGCAGUUACAAUGGCCAUUUAUGUGACUGGAGGUGUCUCUGGUGGCCACAUCAACCCAGCUGUGUCUUUUGCAAUGUGUCUCUUUGGACGGAUGAAUUGGUUCAAAUUGCCUUUUUAUGUGGGAGCCCAGUUCUUGGGAGGCUUUGUAGGUGCCGCAGUCCUCUUCGGUAUUUACUAUGAUGGACUUAUGUCCUUUGCUGGUGGGAAACUACUCAUCGUGGGAGAAAAUGCAACAGCACACAUUUUUGCAACAUACCCAGCUCCUUAUCUGUCUCUGGCGAAUGCAUUUGCAGACCAAGUGCUGGCCACCAUGUUUCUCCUUGUGGUUGUCUUUGCCAUCUUUGACUCCAGAAACUUGGGAGUCCCCAAAGGCCUAGAACCCAUUGUCAUUGGCCUCCUGAUUGUUACCCUUUCUUCCUCUUUGGGGCUGAACAGUGGCUGUGCCAUGAACCCAGCUCGAGACCUCAGUCCCAGACUGUUCACUGCUUUGGCCGGAUGGGGGUUUGAGGUCUUCAGAGUUGGAAAUAACUUCUGGUGGGUUCCUGUAGUGGGCCCUUUGCUUGGUGCUGUCAUUGGAGGCCUCAUCUAUAUUUUUAUCAUUGAAAUCCACCAUCUGGACCCUGACCCAGACCUGGAGGCAGAACAGUUUGAAGACAAACCAGAGAAACAUGAACUUAGUGUGAUAAUGUAGCAGCAUGCUCAGUUCCAGGUUUACAGGUGGCUGAGCUGAUGGAAAGAUGGCAUCCAGGUAUCUACGUUUUCCUGAGACUGGGGCAGAUCUGCCCAGUGUUCUCUGCUAACCACUAGGGACACCUAAUUGGAAAAGCAUCUGAAUGAAGUUUUGAAAACACUGACCUCUGCUCUACCAGCCCCCCUCCCCAGAAAUAGCAUGAACUGACUCCUGAAACAGCCUUCUCUCCACCCUGUUUCUUUCAUUCUUUCAUGUGAAGUUUCAUUACUGGGUGCACACUAAUAACUUGGAACUUUGACCAUGGACUUAUUUGGAUAGUCUCACUGUAUUAUCUGAUUAUCUGUAUAAAACAGUAACACCAAAUGCUUUAUUUUCAAAUCCACAAAGGUUACAUUCUGAAUAUCAACCAAAACUAAACUGAAAGAGGAAACAGUGGUUUCAGUUCAUAUGCCCAUGAAUUUGGGGACUAAAGGGUUAACUCCCCGGUUUUGCUGUGCCACUACUAUUAUAUAAAUAUUGAUAUGCUCCAAACCCAGGGAUGUAAGAAGCAGUAGAAUGCAGCUGGAAAGCAUAAGAGAAGGACAUUGUGGCAUUCAGAAACCUCAGGAGACAAGAUAAAUUUGGGAAACCAAAUGGAAUUUUUAAAUGGAAACCAUUUAUCAGAAUAAUCCCUUGCUCUUUGCAUUUUUAGAGGGCACCAAUUAAUUUCCUGGUCUUUAGUAUGUAAUAACCUAAAAUACAAUCAUAACCCUCAGUCAUGAAAAAUACAUCACUCUGUAUUUUUAGCUCAAAUGUCUUUUCCUAAUUGCCCACUUGAGGACAGACAUUUGACAAGUGAAGUCAAUGACUGCACUCAUCCAUUCUUCUGUACGUACCCUAGCAGCCAAAAAUAGAAAGCCAUUGGCUCCCGGUCUAGUGUAGUCUUCAGGAUAGAAGGUCCCUGGAGAUAACAUAGCUCUCAGCCUUCACAGUAAACAAAGCACUUUCACACGUAUUAUCUAAUUGAGUCCUCAUAGAGACAGUCUGAGCUUCAUAGAUUUUUUUUUUAUAAGAACACAAAAUGUCAGGGAAGCUAAGUGAGUGGCCUAGGUCAGGUGGAAAGUGGAACACCUUCUCCAGUAUCCUGCUCCGUUCAGAAGAUCAGUACCUGGCUGAGAAUCUCAGCCAGCCCUUAUGGCGGCCAGAAGGAACAGGAUUGACAGCUGCCAGGAUGUGUACACCUUAUGGACAUAAUUCUCCAUCCUGAGAUAAAAGACCUUCAUUGUCUGGUUUUAUUCCUGCUGUUCUGAAGCAUUAACAAAGGAAAGAGGUAAUGAUUUGAUCAUGUGUUUCGUCUGCUGAAAAACAUUAUCAUAAGACCUCCUUUCCUAGUCCACCAUUAUUAUUCAGUCUCAAUUCUCCCUCCCUGCCAGUCCCAAACACUACAUUCAGGAAGUCUCCCCUGGGUUAGGCUCUUCUCUUUAAAACCCUCCAAUUGAUGUUCUUUGGUCAAAAGAGUCACUGAGUUACAAACACCAGAGAAAUUGCUCUACAUCAAGUGCUGCAUCUUUAGUCAAACUGUUAAAAAGCCCAGAAUUCCCAAAGGGACCCAGUUUUUCAAUUACUCUGUGAUAAUAGCAGAACCACAAAAAGCAGAAGUAAAAUACCUCCUGUGGCCUGUGUUCUGUAAUCUACUGACAUGUGAAAUUUUUUUCUUGCUCCACAACUACUUGGAUAUUUCCUAUUUCAAAUAAAAUUGGAUUUUUUUAUUUGA